CAAAAACACAAGAUCACUCUUCUGCGUCGGGGUCUGUCACAUUUCGCUCUUGAUGUUGAGAACCGCUCUUCAACGAUUUCGGGACAUAUGGAAAUCGUACAGACACCGAUUUGUGCCCUGGGUUGUACUGAACUUGUCUAAAAAUGAGAACACUUUGCGGCAGGUGACGGAGCACUGUAAAGACAAAGUAGUCCCGGAUGAGGAGGUUUCACAGAGCCUGCUGAAGCUCUUCAGACUUUUGCCCACAAGUCAUGGCGCUCAUCAGGGGGAUCUCCGGGCAUUUCAAACUCAUUUUCUCACAAAGGUAAAACGUGAAGAAUACCACCAAUAUGGCGGAAAUCCAAUGUGUGGACGUGAUGCCAUGUUACACUCUCUGGGAUUCUACAUUGAACGGCAGCCAAGCACUUUGCCCUUUGCUGGAACGGGCGUGUUUGUCGCCAAAGGCUUGGUACCCAAAGGAGCCACAGUUGCCAUGUACCCUGGCACAGUUUAUCAAGCCCAUGAGCCAAUACUCCUCCAGUCUAUCAGAAACUCGUUUGUGUUCAGGUGUAUCGAUGGUGUCUUGGUUGAUGGAAAUGACAAGGGAAUCUCCAAAAUGGUGUUCAAGUCAUGCAGUGGCAGGGACAGAAUGGGACCCUUCUUGAUGAGUGACAGCAGUUGGCUAACAGCCACUCCGGAAAACCCACUUGCCGUGGGUCAGUAUGUGAACAACUGCUCGAAUGAUUGUCCUGCAAACGUGUGUUACCAGGAGUAUGAUGUGCCUGACAAGUUCCCUAUUGAAUUCUACCAAUUUCUUCCUAAUAUCAACUACAGCCAGGACUCACGGAGGCCUCUGCGCUGUGUUGUCCUUGUGUCACUCAGAGACAUUACUGCAGGGGAGGAACUCCUCUCCAACUACUACACUAUUGUGCAUUAGAAUCAAGAUACUCCCCCUGUUGUGUGCAUUCAACUAUUUGUUCAAAAGCAUUCUUUUGUACACUCAACAAUAUAAAGUGAAGAAUAAAGGCAAAACAAAUGUC
Messenger RNA from Solea senegalensis (Senegalese sole), 1019 nucleotides. It is a transcript of the gene setd9, whose product is annotated as SET domain containing 9. The transcript has a single exon. Lineage: Eukaryota; Metazoa; Chordata; Actinopteri; Pleuronectiformes; Soleidae. Gene Ontology annotation, molecular function: protein binding. The coding region runs from base 53 to 916 and encodes 287 amino acids. The record is from RefSeq and is a predicted model, not a curated record.